UGUUGAAGGAAGACUACACACGACCUUAAACAACGAAACGGCAUUCAAUUUCAACAUACUAUUUUCAUUGCAUGAAGGUUUUUUAACAGCUUUGAGGAAGUGGUUUGACUAUGAACAUUGAGUACAGUCUCCAGGAUGUGGUACAAUGUCAUAUAUGUAAAACUCAAGAUGCUCCUCUACAUUGUGAAAUUUGUCAAAAAUACAUGUGCCAAGGCUGUAAAGAAAAACAUCUUUCUGGCAAAUCCAAAGAACACAACUUGAAACUAUAUGGAAUCAUUUUAUUGGACCCUGAGUACAGCCUCCAGGAUGUGGUACGGUGUCAUCUCUGUGAGACCCCGGCUCCCUCUUUACACUGUGUCAAUUGUAGCAUUCAUCUGUGUAAAGGCUGUGAGGGGAAACAUCUCUUUGAUAAAUCCAAACAACACAAAGUGGUGCCAUUUAAAUAUCGGGGAUCUUUUCCUAAGUGUCAAAAACAUUCCACAACAAUAUGUGACCAAUACUGUGAACAAUGCAACAUUCCUGUUUGUGAACUCUGUGUUUCCUUUGAUGAACACCAAAAUCAUGAUGUAGUAGAUUUUUUGGACAAUUUAAAGAAUAAAACACAAUUUUUACAGUACGUUUUACAAGAUUUAGAAAAUACCAUAUAUCCUAAAUAUCAAGAAAUUGCAUUUAAUCUCUCGGGUCAAAAAGCUGACCUGAAUGAUAACUCCCAGAAAUUGACAACAGCAAUCAACAAACAUGGAGAAGACUUGCACAGAGAAAUAGACAACACUAUACAGAAACUGAAAUCUGAUCUGGAUGAAAUGGACUCCAAACUACUUGCUGUACUAAAUAAAGAGGAAGAUGAAAUUUCACAAACCAUUUCUAAAAUCACACAGAGCAUUGAUGAUCUGAAGAAAUUAUUGGUCUCCAAUGAUGUCAGCCUUGUCUUUGCUUACAAAUCCAGGAAUGUUGAAUUCAGAAGAUUGCCUCCUAAACUCACAGUUUCCUUUCCAAGUUUUACCCCUCAGAAAAUAACCAAAGAACAGCUUUAUCAACAAAUUGGUUCUCUGUCAGCGCCAUCUAUCAAAACAGAAGAACAUGGCUACACAAUGGAUUCUCUCCCGCCCAUGCCGCUCAUUGAUGUACCACGGGUCAUCACACAGAUAAAAACAUCGCAUAGAGGGUUAUUCAGUGUGUCCUGUGUGAAAGAUGAAUGUAUCUGGACGUGUGGUUUGCUUGACAACAAGAUGAGACUCUACAACCUGCAGGGUGAACUAAAAAAGUCAGUCCAUACCAUGUCAGGGAACAAUCCAGUGGACAUGUUGGUGACAAGGAGUGGGGAUCUAGUUUAUACUGAUUACAAUGAUAGAACUGUGAACAUAGUGAAGAAUACACAGAUACAGACAGUGAUCAGACUACAGGGGUGGAGACCUUGGGGUGUCUGUAGUACCUCCUCUGGUGACUUUCUGGUUGUCAUGGACAGUGAUGAUUAUAGACAAACAAAAGUUGUGUGUUACUCUGGCUCUACAGAGAAACAAAGUAUUCAGUACGAUGACAAAGGACAACCUCUCUAUUCAUCUGGUGGCAUUAAUUACAUCAGUGAGAACAGGAACCUAGAUAUUUGUGUGUCAGACUAUGGAGCACGAGCAGUAGUGGUGGUCAAUCAAGACGGGAAACUCCGGUUUACCUACACUGGUCCUCCCUCUACUACCAAGGGAUCAUUCUAUCCAUACGGCAUCACAACAGACAGCCAGGCUCGGAUCCUGACAGCAGACAUGAGCAACCGCCGUAUCGACAUCCUGGAUCAGGACGGACAGUUCCUCCGCUACAUUGACAACUGUCAUUUACAAGGUCCAUGGGCUUUAUGUGUGGACACCACAGACAACCUCUUUGUGACUGAGUGUGGCACAGGUAAAGUGAAGAAAAUUCAAUAUUACCUUGAUUAUAUGUAAACACACUGCUUGUAUAAAUAUGAAUAAAUAUGUUUUUUGUAACACUGGUAUAAGCUGUAUGAUCAAUCUUUUAUCCAAAUUAUGAAUAUCAAAAAUCUAUGUGAUAACAAACUAUAUAUCUGUGGGAUAUGUAUGUAUGAAUUACUUAGUUUUCUUGUAAUCAAAUAUUGCUGUAUUCUAAACAUCCUAUGUUUACAGCUGUCUAGUAUUAAACAGACUUAGUGUGAUAAGAUAUCAUUAGAAUAAAGUGUUGAUGUACAUCAUGUAACUUAUUAUUUCGUUAUGAUACAAUUAUUCUAACCAUUGCUUUCAUGUUUAAUCAUCGAUGUAUUGUUUAAUCGGAUAUACAUUUAUUUGACAAAAGACAUAUUUUGUGUUUCAAAACUGUCGCACAACAAUAGAAACAACUGUACAUUAGAAAAUGCUUUGCUUUGCUAUGCUUUGAAACAAUGAUGUAUGAUUUUAUUGAUGACAGAUUUAUAAUAUAUAUGAACAAGAACUCCAAGGGGUAUACAUUUAUCAUA
Magallana angulata is the source of this 2458-nucleotide messenger RNA. RefSeq lists its product as uncharacterized. NCBI's taxonomy places the organism in Eukaryota, Metazoa, Mollusca, Bivalvia, Ostreida, Ostreidae. Gene Ontology annotation, molecular function: zinc ion binding. The record is from RefSeq and is a predicted model, not a curated record. Bases 111 to 1934 code for a protein of 607 amino acids. The transcript has 2 exons.